Neurospora hispaniola is the source of this 4629-nucleotide messenger RNA. RefSeq lists its product as uncharacterized. Gene Ontology annotation, molecular function: protein binding; phosphorelay sensor kinase activity. The record is from RefSeq and is a predicted model, not a curated record. The coding region runs from base 1 to 4629 and encodes 1542 amino acids. Lineage: Eukaryota; Fungi; Ascomycota; Sordariomycetes; Sordariales; Sordariaceae. The transcript has 3 exons. Gene Ontology annotation, biological process: detection of visible light; phosphorelay signal transduction system; regulation of DNA-templated transcription.
AUGGACCACACUCAAGACACAACCCCGACUGCCGAGGGUCAUGGUCAACUAGGAAACAGCUACCAGACCCCCGACCAACAGGCCGCAAACAACAUCAAAGUCCAGGACUUCAUCGACAACACUGCCUUGGCAACGGACCUCCAUGCCAAUGAUGCCUCCAAUAGCUCAGCGACUGCCGAUGGCGGCUCCUCGGCGAUUACUUCUCCGACCAACCUGUCAUCAUGGAGCGCAUCCUCAGAUCGACAACUGGGCCACGGAAGCGUACAAGACCCCGAAGACCGCGUCUUUCCUAUUCGUUCCGUCAUUAGCGUCGACCUAGCCGCCACACCACCAGUCAACGAUGACAUUCGCGCGCGUCGUAGAAUUUCUCUGUCCGAGGGUUAUGGGACUUCACUAGGCGGAAGGUCGACCGCCGCGGCAGGCGCCGGGAAUACCGCGACUCCCACUCGUCCGCAUGCGUCGACCGUUCCGACUGCCAAAUCAGGCGCCAUCGACGUCGAAAGUAGGCCCACAGUCAGUCAGAGUCAGUCAUCUGUCUCACAAGCUGAUGGCAGCUCCGUUUUCAGUUCAUCGUCCGCGGGCACUAUGCGACACAAGCGCCGCAUGAAUGCCAUGACAGGUUCCCUGUCCAGUGUCCAGGCCGAUGCCGAUCGAUAUGGGAAGGGACGGCCUAUAGAACUCGUCUUGGGCGAUUCGUCCGAGGAAGAGUCCGACGGCGGCGCAGACGGCAGCGGAGACGGCGGUGACCUGGGCACGAUCGGGGCAUCUUCGUCUUCUGGCAGGGAGUCUCUUGACGCUCUUCCUGAAACUCAUUUUGCGCCUCGCUUCAAGCAUAUCGUGACCGACGAGGGCCAUGCUGUGAUUACAGGUCGCGAUGGGCAGCUACAACGGUGCGAAGAUGAACCAAUUCAUACGCCGGGCGCUGUACAGGGCUUCGGGUUAAUGGUUGUUAUCCAGGAAGAACGAGACGGCCGCUUCAUUGUGCGAUUUGUGAGCGAAAACUCCAAGAGAAUCAUUGGCUACACCCCGCAAGAGCUCUUCCGAAUGAACAACUUCCUCGAUAUCUUCACUGAUGAGCAGUCUGAGAAUCUACUGGACCACAUCGAUUUCAUUCGGGAUGAGGACUCGGAUCCGGCUAUCAACGGCCCCGAGGUUUUUAGUCUCUCCAUCCGACUCCCCAAAGCCAAAACUUCCGUCAGGCUAUGGUGCGCAAUCCAUGUACACCCGUCACGCCCGGAACUGACUAUCUGCGAGUUUGAACUCGACGACGACCACGAUUACCCUUUGCGACCUCCUGAGGAGGACUAUCCAGACAUUCCCGAAGAUACUUUACAGUCGAACCCUACAACCGAAGAGCUCACUGAAAGCACAGCGAUCUCGAGCAAGCCAUUACGAGUCUUACGCAGUGCGCGUAGGCGAAGAGGCGAGGCAGGAGCAAUGCAAGUGUUUGAUAUCAUGAGCCAAGUACAGGAACAGCUGGCAAACGCUCCCAAUCUGGAAACGUUUCUCAAGAUCUUGGUCGGCAUUGUCAAGGAGUUGACGGGCUUCCACCGGGUUAUGAUUUACCAGUUUGAUUCCUCGUUCAACGGCAAGGUCGUCACUGAGCUUGUCGAUCCGAUGCAAACGAGGGAUUUGUACAAGGGACUGCACUUCCCGGCCACGGACAUACCCAGCCAGGCGCGCGAGCUUUACAAGCUCAACAAGGUACGAUUACUGUACGAUCGAGAUGUCGAGAGCGCACGAAUCGUUUGCCGAACGCCCGAAGAUUUGGAGACCCCGUUGGACAUGACGCACUCUUACCUUCGUGCAAUGUCGCCAAUCCACUUGAAGUAUCUUGCUAACAUGGCAGUGCGCUCUUCCAUGUCCAUCUCGAUCAACGCCUUUGGCGACCUUUGGGGUCUGGUUUCGUGCCAUUCCUACGGGCCCAAGGGGAUGAGAGUCUCGUUUCCCAUACGAAAAAUGUGCCGGCUUAUUGGCGACACCGCCUCAAGAAACAUAGAGCGUUUAUCGUAUGCUUCUCGUCUUCAAGCCCGCAAGCUUAUCAACACAGUACCCACCGACAAGAACCCGUCAGGCUAUAUAAUCGCCUCUUCGGACGACUUGCUCAAGCUAUUCAAUGCCGAUUUCGGAAUGCUUUCGAUACGUGAAGAGACCAAAAUCUUGGGAAAGAUCGAGCAGUCACAGGAAGCACUGGCUAUGCUAGAGUAUCUGCGGCUGCGCAAGUUUUCUUCCGUGGUCACCUCGCAAGACAUCAAGAUCGACUUUCCCGAUCUUCGUUACCCACCAGGAUUUCAAGUCAUCGCCGGCCUUCUCUAUGUGCCCUUGAGCGUCGGUGGGAACGACUUUAUCGUCCUGUUCCGCAAGGGCCAGGUGAGGGAAGUGAAGUGGGCGGGUAACCCACACGAAAAAAACAUCCAAGCUGGUUCUGCCGCGUACCUGGAGCCCAGAAAGAGUUUCAAGGUCUGGUACGAGACGGUUAUUGGCAAAUCUCGCGAAUGGUCAGAGGAGGAAGUCGAGACCGCGGCAGUGCUUUGCUUGGUCUACGGAAAGUUUAUCGAGGUUUGGAGGCAAAAGGAGGCAGCCCUGCGGAGCAGCCGUCUUACUCGUUUACUACUCGCAAACUCAGCACACGAAGUGCGCACGCCACUCAACGCCAUAAUCAACUACCUGGAGAUUGCACUAGAAGGUUCCCUUGACCAGGAGACCAGGGACAAUCUUGCAAGGUCGCAUUCAGCCUCAAAGUCCUUGAUCUACGUUAUCAACGACUUGCUUGAUCUGACCAAGACAGAAGAAGGGAAGGAUCUAAUCAAGGACGAGGUUUUCGAUCUGCUUGCGUGUAUACGUGAAGCUACGGAGCCUUUCCGGCAUGAUGCAAAGCGCAAGGGCAUCACGUACGAGGUCAUUGAGCACCCCGGGCUCCCUCGUUUCGUACACGGAGACCAAAGACGAGUCCGACAGGCGGUCGCCAACGUCACAGCAAACGCCGUCAAACAUACGUCGGAAGGGUCUGUCAGGGUUGAGCUAUACGUGGCGGAAGUACAGGACAACCGAGCGCGCAUCGAUAUCGUGGUCCAGGACUCCGGCCAGGGCAUGAGCAACGCGCAGCUGGAUGCGCUCUUCAGAGAGCUUGAACAAGUUGACACGGACAUUGGAUCCGAAUCAUCUGACGACGACAAUUCGCAAAGCGGUAAAGCGCUUGGCCUGGGUCUUGCAGUUGUCGCAAGAAUUCUGCGAAACAUGGAUGGGCAGCUCCGGCUGAAGUCCGAGGUUGGGAAGGGAUCCAGAUUUGUGAUCCAAUUGCCCUUCGACCUUCCCGAGGAGGAAACAAGCCGAGAUACUGUGGGGGCUAGCAGUGGCAACACCGCGCAGCUAUCCCUCGGAUCUGGUACCGCCUCGGCCUCCGCUGCCUCUGUGACCCAUAUGCAGGACGGCGAAGUGAUGCUGGUCGACCGCAACAACGGCAGCUCAUGGUCUGUCAACAACGCGACUGGCUCGCUGGCGUCCAAGAAGAGCUAUGAUGACAGUCUAAGCAUCACAAGCAAAGGCAGCGGACGAAGCGCGCUCAGUGAUGCGGACAGGCUCAUUGACGCCAUCCAAAACCCUCUCACACUCGGCGAGCCCGAGCCAGAAAGCGUCGCUCGGCAAAGGAGGAACUCACGGGGUCCCUACUACAACCCAUCUUCCAGUCUUCUCGGAUCCUCCAAGGGGCGGUCGGUCAGUCCAGGGAGCCGAAAGCGACCAGAUGUUCCUACGCGGUCGGUUUCGUCGCCGAACACUAAGAAGGAUUUACCUUUCGAGAAACCAACGACGGAAGUUGCACCCGGACCUUCUGAGCCAGCACCAGCAGCCCAAGGGGUGCAGUAUGUAACUGACAGUAGGGUUCCCAUCAAGCCGGUGAAGCUGCCAGACGAAAUGUUCGACAAGCCUGUGGUCCCACCGCAGAGCACGUCAAAGGUGCUCUUUGAAAUUAAGGAUGCCGUUGCGGAUAAGGCGAAAGCAGCAUCACCUGCUGUCAAGGAGCAACAGUCUGUGUCAUCACAACCAUCGGUGCCCGUUACGCCCGCCCCACCGCCCGCGCCCGCCAAAGAACCCUCAACAACAAACAACAAGCUGCAAGUUCUGGUUGCCGAAGAUGACCCCAUCAACGUCAAGGUGUUGCGCAAGAGACUCGAGAAGGCUGGGUACAAAGUUACUCACGCCUUGAACGGCGAGGAUUGCGCAGCAGUGUAUGAAGACAAGCCCGUGGUGUUUGACGUCGUCCUGAUGGAUAUGCAGAUGCCAAUUGUCGACGGUCUUACUAGUACCAAGAUGAUUCGCGCCUUUGAGAAAUCCAACCGGGACGGCAGCGGCCAACAGCUCUCCGACAUCGCCUCCGACCACGGCCGCGUCCCCAUCUUUGCUGUGAGCGCCUCCCUGGUCGAGCAAGAAAAGGACACGUACGUAGACGCCGGCUUCGACGGCUGGAUCCUCAAGCCCAUUGACUUUAAGCGUCUCGAGACCCUGCUGCAGGGCAUCACGGAUGAUCAAGUCAGGAAUGACGCGUUGUAUGUGCAGGGCCAGUGGGAGAGAGGUGGUUGGUUUGGGAGGAAGGGGAUGGGGCAGGAACAGCAGGAAAAUCAUGAGCAAUAA